This is a messenger RNA of Uranotaenia lowii, 1268 nucleotides long. RefSeq names its product 32 kDa beta-galactoside-binding lectin lec-3-like. Lineage: Eukaryota; Metazoa; Arthropoda; Insecta; Diptera; Culicidae. The transcript has 5 exons. Bases 203 to 1168 code for a protein of 321 amino acids. Gene Ontology annotation, molecular function: carbohydrate binding; galactoside binding. The record is from RefSeq and is a predicted model, not a curated record.
AAUGUGUGAUAAUGAUUGAUACACGGACGACUUAGACUCAACCUUCCGGAGAUUGCAAAGAUAAAGAGCUACGAUGAUUAAGAUAUCGAAAUCCAUCGAAAUAUGUUCAGUUUUUAGUUUGUGGUUACAACUCGGCAGAGUUCAGUUAUAUCCUAUCAUUUGAGCAAACGGAAAGUGUUAUCGUGGCGGUAAAAACAUAAAAAUGUUGACGCAAUUUGCUGGAAACUUAUCAUGUACUGUGGAAGCCGGUCAGAUAUUUGUGAUUGGAGCUAGGCCAAUUGAUGAUGCGGAAAGGGUUAACAUUAACUUUCUGUCAGGAAAAUCCGAAGAUUCUGACAUUAUUCUGCACUUUUCCAUCCGUUUCCACGACGAUGUAAUUGUGAGAAACUCGAAAAUUGGGGGCUCAUGGGGCCCUGAGGAACGGGAUGAAAACAUCAACGAACUAACAGCACCGAACCCAACAACGCCAGGUGAAAUAUUUCGACUUUAUAUUCUGGUUGGUGACGAUAAGUUCCACGUUGCUAUCAAUGGUCAUCCAUACUGUACGUAUGCCUUCCGCGCGGCCCUGUCGGACAUUCGGACCAUCGCCGUUGCCAAAGAUGUUAUGCAAAUUGUUCAAGUCGAUCAUAGACAGGCUUUCCCCAGUCCGUUCCCUGCCAUACAGCUCGAAGAGACGUUCAACUCAUUUAGCAAUGAUGUUCCGAAAGUGUUCCUUCCGGGUCACAUAAUUCUUAUCACUGCCAUCCCUUUCGGCAACCCACGUGGAGGGUUCAUCAUUCGUUUUCUGGAAAACGGAUCGAAACGUCAGGCCCUGCACCUGAACCCUCGUUUCGAUCCCCAUUACGUAGUAGUUCGUAAUUCGCACACCGAAACAUUAGAAUUUCGGCGAGAUGAGGAACGCAGCGGCGGUUUUCCAUUCGUGCUGGAUCAGCAGUUCAAACUGGCCAUUGCCAUGACCGAGAAUGAGUUCAAGUUUGCUGUCAAUGGCAGCUACUUCGAGUCGUAUGCCUACCGAAAUUCCAAUCUGUUGGAUAUUCUGAACGGAUUUAAGGUUCAGUGCACCAACGGAAUGCAGCUGGAGGUGACAAAUGUUGACCAUUUGAACAUGGGUGUACCGGAUUGCGAAGGUUUCGAGACAUACUCCAGCCCUGAGGUGGAAAUGCUAUAAUUGGAAUUUUCGCGACAGGCACUCGUUUGGCAAUCAAGUCGGUGUUAUUUUUCAAUCUACAACAAUCAUUGAAUAAACAUUAUGCUGCUGCUUUCACUUA